CAGUGUAAAACCUCCUUUAACCCGGAAACAGUACCUGGACCUUUAACAAGGCAGGAAGUGUCUCCCAAUGGUAGUGACAGUUAGCUAUCAUGGCGCUUGAUGUAAAGUCCAGAUCCAAACGAUACGAGAAACUGGAUUUCCUGGGAGAGGGUCAGUUUGCUACAGUGUACAAGGCCAGGGAUAAAACGACUGAUACCAUAGUUGCCAUUAAAAAGAUUAAAGUUGGCCACAGAACUGAGGCUAAAGAUGGGAUUAAUAGGACUGCUCUGCGAGAGAUCAAGCUGCUGCAAGAACUGCAUCAUCCAAAUAUCAUUGGGUUGCUGGAUGCCUUCGGACACAAAUCUAACAUCAGCCUGGUGUUCGACUUCAUGGAAACAGAUCUGGAGGUAAUCAUCAAGGACACAAGCUUAGUCCUGACUCCAGCCAACAUCAAGGCCUACAUCCUCAUGACUCUGCAAGGAUUAGAGUACAUGCACCAACACUGGGUCCUGCACAGGGAUCUGAAGCCCAAUAAUCUGCUGUUGGAUGGUAACGGAGUAUUGAAGUUGGCUGAUUUUGGCUUGGCCAAAGCAUUUGGCAGCCCCAACAGAGUCUACACUCAUCAAGUUGUGACCAGGUGGUACCGUUCCCCCGAGCUCCUGUUUGGUGCCAGGAUGUACGGUGUGGGUGUUGACAUGUGGGCAGUGGGAUGCAUCUUGGCAGAGUUGCUCCUUCGGAUACCAUUCCUUGCUGGAGACUCAGAUCUCGACCAGCUGACCAAGAUCUUUGAGGCUCUUGGGACACCCACAGAAGAAACAUGGCCUGGAGUGAGUAGUCUACCAGACUAUGUUUCCUUCAAAAUAUUUCCCGGCACACCUCUGGAACAUAUAUUUAGUGCAGCUGGGGACGAUCUACUAGAGCUGCUACAAGGCCUCUUCACCUUUAACCCCUUGACGAGGACCACAGCUACACAGGCUUUGAAGAUGAGGUACUUCAGUAAUCGACCUGCUCCCACUCCUGGUCCCCAGCUCCCCCGACCCAACUGUUCAGUUGAGGCCCUGAGGGAGAAGGAAACAGUCGGGCUCAAGAGGAAAAUCGAGGGCCUGGACACAAAUGUGAUGAUGAAGAAGAAGCUGAUUUUCUGACCAGAUGGGACCUGAUAAAUCUGAUGAUCACCGUCUUCACACCACAUGGCUCAGCUUUCCCGCAUUGCUCAGGAUUGUCCACUGGAAUGAAAAGCAAAAAAAAGUCCAAAUCCAGCAGUGGAUCUGGUUGUCUCUAGGACAUAAUAGAGAUGGUAGCUGUUAAAUCAGUUAGAUAUUGUGCUUGAAGUAACCAAGUCGCUGCUGUGUUCAGCAUUCCUUUGAAUGACGUCCAAACAGACUGGUCAGUAGUGUUGGCUCUGGUCUUUCUCCAUUGUAACAAUGAUGCCUAAGCUCUGGGAGCCUUUUGGAAUAUGUCUAUUUAUGUGACUGAUGAGAACAACCAAACUAGAGAGGCUUGAUUUAUUCCCUCUGUAUGUAUUUUUAUUUUUUGUAUGUAAGACCAAUAAAUGGUGCAUAUGCAUA
Messenger RNA from Acanthopagrus latus (yellowfin seabream), 1547 nucleotides. It is a transcript of the gene cdk7, whose product is annotated as cyclin-dependent kinase 7. NCBI's taxonomy places the organism in Eukaryota, Metazoa, Chordata, Actinopteri, Spariformes, Sparidae. The transcript is spliced from 12 exons. Gene Ontology annotation, molecular function: RNA polymerase II CTD heptapeptide repeat kinase activity; ATP binding; cyclin-dependent protein serine/threonine kinase activity. The coding region runs from base 90 to 1124 and encodes 344 amino acids. Gene Ontology annotation, biological process: protein phosphorylation; positive regulation of transcription by RNA polymerase II. The record is from RefSeq and is a predicted model, not a curated record. Gene Ontology annotation, cellular component: nucleus; transcription factor TFIIH holo complex; transcription factor TFIIK complex.